This is a messenger RNA of Pistacia vera, 1063 nucleotides long. Its product is annotated as exosome complex component CSL4-like. Bases 127 to 711 code for a protein of 194 amino acids. NCBI's taxonomy places the organism in Eukaryota, Viridiplantae, Streptophyta, Magnoliopsida, Sapindales, Anacardiaceae. Gene Ontology annotation, cellular component: nuclear exosome (RNase complex); cytoplasm. The transcript is spliced from 6 exons. Gene Ontology annotation, biological process: RNA processing. The record is from RefSeq and is a predicted model, not a curated record. Gene Ontology annotation, molecular function: RNA binding.
UUUGACGAGUGAAGUAUUCAGUAAUGAAACACUCUGCUCUCUUAUUCCCGUUUCUGCGCUAAACACAAAGCAAAAUCCAGAAACAGAAAACAGAAAACAGAAGCAGAAGAAACGAGUAGAGAGAACAUGAGGCAAGAAGAGAUGGUAACACCAGGAGAGGUAUUGGGUAAAGCUACAGAAGUCAAGGCAGGAAAGGGAACCUACGUCGCCAAACACAACGGCUUCGUCUACGCUUCCCUCACUGGUCUUCUCCGUACUGUAUCCCCUCCUCCUGAAUCUCCAGACCAGCGACCAACAGUGGAAGUUACAGGUCACAAAGCCCAUGGUGCUGUCCCAGAGCCUGGUUCCGUUGUAAUUGCCCGUAUUACUAAAGUGAUGGCCAGGAUGGCUUCGGCUGAUAUCAUGUGUGUUGGCCCCAAGUCUGUGAGAGAGAAAUUUACUGGCACAAUCAGGCAGCAAGAUGUUAGAGCAACUGAGAUUGACAAAGUGGAUAUGCAUUUGUCAUUUCGUCCUGGUGACAUUGUCAGAGCUCUGGUUCUGUCCCUUGGAGAUGCACGGGCUUAUUUCCUUUCUACUGCAAAAAACGAACUUGGUGUUGUUUCAGCGGAGAGUGCGGCAGGUGGAACAAUGGUUCCGAUAAGUUGGAUGGAGAUGCAAUGCCCAUUGACAGGACAAAUCGAGCAAAGAAAGGUUGCUAAGAAUGAGAGUUGACCGAUAAAAAAUGAUUAAAGCUAAAAGUAAUCUUAAAUGUGCUUCAUAAAUUUUUUAUAGAGUACACUUAGGAAUUCAUUGUCAGAAAAUUUCUAGGUAUUUUGUUGCUUUUGAGGUUUAUUGUGCUGUUCAAAACCAUUGUAUAUCAGGGUUUAUGCAUUUUUUUUUUUUUUUUUUUUUUCUCUUUGGGCAAUUUCCCCCUCCUUUGGAUAGUUCCCCAUUAACUUUGCCGAACAAUGUUGUGUUGUAGAUUAAUCAACCAAUUAGAUCACCGGUGGUUAAUUUUUUGACCGAUAGAUAAGCAACUUGUGUUUCGAUAAAGAGGAGAUAAGAACUGUUAUCCAUUAUGUAA